This is a messenger RNA of Ricinus communis (castor bean), 2288 nucleotides long. RefSeq lists its product as uncharacterized. The transcript has a single exon. The coding region runs from base 146 to 2137 and encodes 663 amino acids. The record is from RefSeq and is a predicted model, not a curated record. NCBI's taxonomy places the organism in Eukaryota, Viridiplantae, Streptophyta, Magnoliopsida, Malpighiales, Euphorbiaceae.
ACAAAUUUAGUAAUGCGUGUCAGAAACUGUCGUUUGUUUUUCUUUUACUUGUCUAGUUGUCUUCUCUUCUCUACGCCAGAUUUCCAAAUUACUGAUUUUGUAUACUCUUCAAACAAGACCAAAAAAAUUUUAUAUACACAGAAAAAUGAUCAAUUAUUCUCACCUCCUAGGUCCGCCGGCCGUGGUGGGUAAACCGCCGGUUGAUCCCCUUGAAACGACUGUUGAUGACCCACUUGUUUCCCAAACUGCAAAUCUUGAUUUAAACAGUAAACCGCAAAUGGGUCUGACCGAAAACCUCUCUCCGACAUUUCUUUCUACAGGUAAUCCUUGUCUUGAUUUCUUUUUUAAUAUUGUACCUGAUACACCGUUUGAUCAAUUAAUCCAACGGCUACAGUUGGCCUGGGAUCAUGGUGCUUUGAUCACUCUCAAACUCAUUUGCAAUUUACGAGCUGUUAGAGGUACUGGUAAGUCUGACAAAGAGGGAUUUUAUGCGGCUGCGCUUUGGCUACAUAAACACCACCCUGAAACUCUUGCUCUUAAUCUUAAAGCUUUUGCUGAUUUUGGAUAUUUUAAAGAUUUUCUUGAGAUUCUUUAUCGGAUUCUUGAAGGAAUUGAAGUUAGAAAGCUGGAGAAACAAGAGUGGAUUAGUCGAAAGAGAGGGAAAAAACAAAAGAAAAGAAUUUCCAAGAAAGGGAGAUUCAAUCAAGAAAAUCAAGAAACCGUUCAACAAACUGUCAAUCAAGAAAAUCAAGAAACCGUUCAACAAACUGAAGGGGGUGAAGAAAAGAACAAAAAGGAAAAGGAGAGUGCGAGAGUUCUGAGGAAAGAAAGAGAGUUUGCUAAAGCUGCAAAAGCUUUAAACAAAUAUAAAUCAGACGCCAAUUAUCGGUUUUUGUUUGAUGCGAUUGCUGAUUUGUUUGCAGAUUUACUAAAAUCUGAUAUUGAGGCUUUGAAAUCAAAGCAGCAUCACAAAAUCAGCCUGGCUGCGAAAUGGUGCCCGUCGAUUGAUUCUUCGUUUGAUAAAGCUACAUUGAUUUAUGAAGCUAUUGCUCGAAGGGUUUUCCCUCGCGAGAGCUACAAGGAGUAUCAAGAAGUGGAAGAAUCACGUUAUGCAUUUCGUGUUAGAGACAGGUUAAGAAAGGAAGUUUUGGUUCCAUUGCACAAGAUCUUAGAAUUGCCAGAGGUCUAUAUGAGUGCAAAGAAAUGGAAUUCUCUUCCUUAUAAUAGGGUUCCUUCUGUUGCAAUGAAAACUUAUAAAGCCUUGUUUUUAAAGCAUGAUGAAGAGAGAUUUGAGGAGUAUUUGGACAAUGUGAAAAGUGGGAAGGCAAAGAUUGCUGCAGGAGCAUUGCUUCCUCAUGAGAUAAUUGGAGCAUUGAAAGAUGAAAAUGGAGGGAAAGUUGCUGAGCUUCAAUGGGCAAGAAUGGUUGAUGAUAUGUCAAAGAAAGGGAAGCUAAACAAUUGCAUUGCAGUUUGUGAUGUUUCAGGCAGUAUGGAAGGGAUUCCAAUGGAGGUAUCUGUCGCUCUUGGGUUGCUGGUUUCUGAGUUGAGUGAGGAACCAUGGAAAGGAAAGGCUUUUACUUUUAGUGAAAUUCCUGAGCUUCAUUUUAUCGAGGGAGAUUCACUGUUUGAAAAGACUGAGUUUGUGAGGAGAAUGGAUUGGGGUAGAAAUACUGAUUUUCAGAAAGUGUUUGAUAGGAUUUUGGAAGUUGCAGUUGAAAACAAGUUGAGUGAGGAUCAAUUGAUCAAAAGGGUUUUUGUCUUUAGUGAUAUGGAGUUUGAUUCUGCAUCUGCAAACUAUGGGGAUAUCUGCGGUAAUUGGAACUCGAAUAGGGAACCUGGAAGUGAAGAAGAAGAUAAGAAGAUGCAUCCAAGUGGGUGGGAAACAGAUUAUCAAGCUAUACAAAGGAAAUUUAAGGAGAAAGGAUAUACUAAGGUGCCAGAGAUUGUGUUUUGGAAUCUUAGGAACUCAUCAUCAACUCCUGUGGUGGCUAAGCAGAGUGGCGUUGCUUUGGUCAGUGGGUUCUCAAAAAAUCUCUUGAUUCUGUUCUUGGAAGAAGGUGGAAUUGUAAAUCCCGAGGACAUUAUGACUUUAGCUAUUGCUGGGGAAGAGUACAAGAAACUUGUUGUCUAUGACUGAGAAUUUUGCUUCGAAUAGUGGUUGAUUUUAGUAGUCGCUUGCCGUUUCUUUUUACUUCAAUAUCCGUUUGCGAGUUUUGAUUUUGAUUUACUAGUAUAACAGGGCUGGCUGAUCAAAUAAUAAAUGAUCGUUUCUUUGCUGAUCUCACAAA